GCAGAUGUUCUAUGAUACGAUAACUGAUGGGCAUUCUAAACAGAUUUGUCUUAUCUCUUGAAACUGUAUUGCUUUUUUUCAACAAAACGUUGAUGGGAUUUUACAGCGAUAACAGCACAGGGUAGGCCCAAUGAUGUCACCGGUCGGAUUUAACCCACAUCGAAGACGAUAAGAAGUAAAAUAAAGUAUUUCAAUCCGUGGCAACCAUUACGGAUUGACGUAACGCAUAGGUGCAAAUUGGAACAAGAAACACAACAAGCUGAGAGCUGUACAUGACGAUAUGAAAAUCUACGAAUUGAUAAAGACAGCUGGACUGAGCAAAAUGCGUAUUUGCCAAGACACAUUACUAACUGUUAAGAGUCUCAGAAAUACUGCAAAUAGACGAGCUAGGAGUUGACAGCAUUUACUGAACACAAAAAGUAGAAGCAAAAUUUGGGGCAUCUGUGCAUCUGGCGGGACGAGCGAAGCUGAUUCCGAAACACUGUGGACAAGCACUAUAAAACUACUGUCAGAGCAAUGAAGACGCUCGUUUUUGAAAAUCUCAAUCGAGAGUUAAAGUAAGAGUUAAAGUCGAGAGAAAUAAGAGUUAAAGUUGUCACUGAACUUAAUGCAAGAAAGUUAUAGCAAACCAGAUAAAAAAAACACAGCUUGGUUGUUUUUCGGGAGCGUCUUGUGGGUCGAGCGAGAAAUAUCUAUUGUGGAACACUGUGAACAAAGGCUAUAAAACUACUGUCAAGCAAUGAAGGCCCUCGGGGAUAUUUAUUUAUAUCCUCUGGUGGGAUUAUGGGGUGUGCUGUUUUUGGUUUCGAUCAUAGGGAACACGUUAGUGUGCUUACGAUUUGCCCGUAGAAACCAACUCCUGGGGAUGAAACCAUUCUAUUUCUGCAGUUUAGCGAUAGCCGAUCUAAUCUUUACAAUUGCAACGCUGUUCUACGUUUUGAAUACAAUUCUACCGAACAGGCUAUUCGAACAUUUUAGCUGCAAGAUGUUUUAUUACAUUAUAAAUACUAGCCAUGGAGCCUCAGUGUUGAACUUGUUGUUGUUAACGUACUCCCGUUACAUGGCGGUCACCAGACCGUUAAAGGCAUACACACAGUCCCAAGGCGUGGCCAAGCGUGUGGGUGGGGUGUGGGUAUUAGCCCUCUUACCGUACGCCCCUCUGUGGCAUAUCUAUUCCGUGAAAAGCGAUGUGCGUCUACACAAUGGUCACUGUGAACAGAAGAUGUUCAACAACGACUUUAUAUCGGUGUACUACGCGCUUGUGAUAGUACUGAUGUACUGCGCCCCCCUUGCGUGUAUGUGCACUGCCUACGUGCGUAUCUCCACGCAUCUACGCGAUCGAAACAUACCAAACAUGGUGAACAAUUAUAGAAAGAGAGCCUUUAAGUUGCUUGUAACAUUAGCUCUUCUUUUAUUUAUUCUCUGGACACCGUUUAAUGUCAUGCUUUUCCUAAUUUUUGUACUGAAAAUAGACUUUAAGUAUCGCGAGCUGCUUUGGGGCGUAUCAAGUUUAUUAAUUCUAUUGAAUUCCAGCUUGAAUCCUUGGCUCUACAUAAAAGCUUCUCGAACAAGUAGUCGGAUUCAACUGCGUCUCAAGAAAAAGCAGAGACACCGAAUGACAGUUCGACAUCACCGCAGAAAAUACGUAGUCAACUCUUACAACAGAUAAGAGCCUGGACAUUCGAUAUUUGAUGAAGAGGUCACUGGUUUGUUGAUAUGAUGUAACUACAAGAGAAUUCGGGAUGAAGGCGUUAUCUUAAAACUGUCUAAUUAAAUUUAGUCAGUUUUCUUUCAGUUUGUACGAGAGUGCUACCAUGCUAUGACUGCGGACAUUUCGGGUCUCGACAAAGUCUUAUCAAGCAAUAGAGCAGCAGCCUUGUAUUUAUGAUAUCGUUUGAUUGAACGCAAGACCUGUAGAAUGCAAGCUAAAUACAGCGGACACUAUGGAGCUAUGACUGUUUUCCAUUGUCAUGAAAAAAUGAAGUAUUCAAUUUAUAUAGUGCUUAUACAGUAUCAAUCAUGUUCUACGCGUUCACAUUUUAAGGUGACCCGCGUCAAUUAAAAAGGACUGGUCUGGUGUACUAACCACUCAA
Molecule: messenger RNA, 2093 nt
Organism: Nematostella vectensis (starlet sea anemone)
Lineage: Eukaryota; Metazoa; Cnidaria; Anthozoa; Actiniaria; Edwardsiidae
Product: QRFP-like peptide receptor
Exons: 1
Coding region: 740-1669 (309 amino acids)
Biological process (GO): G protein-coupled receptor signaling pathway
Cellular component (GO): membrane
Molecular function (GO): G protein-coupled receptor activity
Source: RefSeq, a predicted model, not a curated record